GCCUGCGGAAAAAUCCAUAAAAAAAGAAAAAGGGAAGAGAAGCUUCCACAUCUCGCGAUAUGUGACUGAGCCAGAAUAAUCCGAGAUUAGAGGAGUAACUUUCUGGGUGCUGGUGACAGGACGAAGACGGGCUGCACUAUAAACAGAAACAAGGUUGUGUCAGGUUCAAUCACUGGUCAAGGCAUCAUGUCUGAGCAGACCGGGAAGGUUCAGACCGUCCUGGGCCUGGUGGAUCCAGACCAGCUGGGCCGCACCAUGACUCACGAGCAUCUCACCAUGAGCUUCGAGUGCUGCUACUCCGCUCCUGCUUCAGGUGACGAGGCGGUGGCGGAGAACCCGUUCAAGAUGCAGCACAUGCACUGGCUGAGGCAGAACCCCUACAGCUGCCACCAGAACCUGCUGCUGCAGCAGGAGACCACCGCCGUGAGGGACGAGCUGCUGGCUUACAAGAAAGCCGGAGGGGGCGCUAUUGUGGAGAACACGACCAAAGGCAUCGACAGGGACCUGCCCACGCUUCGACAGUUGGCCAUGGACACGGGGCUCCACAUCAUCGCGGGAGCCGGGUUCUAUGUGGACUGUACUCACUCUGAGACCACCAGGAGUAUGAGUGUGGAGAAGCUCACGGACGUCAUCGUCGGAGAAGUGCUACACGGGGCUGAUGGGACAAACAUCCGCUGUGGUGUGAUUGGAGAGAUUGGCACAUGCUGGCCAAUCACAGAGAGCGAGAAGAAAGUGCUGAUGGCCACGGCUCAGGCUCAGGCCCAGCUCGGCUGCCCAGUCAUUAUUCACCCGGGAAGAAAUCCUGCAGCUCCAGCGGAAGUUGUUCGGAUUCUUCAGGAGGCUGGAGGAGACAUCAGUAAAACUGUCAUGUCUCACCUGGACAGAACCAUAUUUGAUGAGGGAGAACUGCUGGAGUUCGCCAAACUGGGCAGUUACCUGGAGUAUGACCUGUUUGGUGUCGAGACGUUGAACUACGUGUAUAACCUAGACGUGGACAUGCCCAGUGACAGCCAGAGAGUGAGAGCAUUGUCAUUCCUGGUGAAGGAGGGCUACGAGGACAAGGUCGUGGUUGCCCACGACAUCCACACCAAGGACCGUCUGACCAAGUACGGCGGCCACGGCUACUCUCACAUCCUGAAGAACAUCGUUCCCAAGAUGCUGAGGAGGGGGAUCUCACAGCAGCAGGUGGAUAAGAUUCUCAUCCACAACCCCAAACGCUGGCUGACCUUCAAAUAAGGGCCGUAAGCAGAGAGGGCAGACCUCAGUGUAAAGGUCAACAGUAUCAAUCUUUUUCAAUUUGAAAAUGAAAAAAAAAAAUCCAAAGGAUUUCUAAUCCAGAUUUUAGCAAACCAAAUUAUAUAUUUUUUCUGAUGCUAAUCAGAAAAAACACAACUUUACAGCAGAUAAAGAGAGCACAGACACAUGAUGGAUUUUGUGAUCAUCUUAUCUUUACAUGAUGAUUGAUUAUUCUUUAAUUAAUUCCGUCAUAUCUUGACAACAAUCACGUGUAAAAUCUUUAGCGUAGUUUGAAACCAGGGCUGAACAGGUUUGUGUUUCCACCAAAGAUUUCCAGUGUAAAUCAAUAACAUGGUUAUUAAUGAUGUUGUUCACAUUGAUGCCACAAAUAUUUUUUAAAUAAAUUUAAAGUAAAAAAUAAAAUCACAGCAUGUUUGAGAUACUUGGGUUUGUUUGAUUUAUUGUCCACUGACCGGUUUCACAGUUUUUGUGCCAAACACUUUUUUAUUCUACAUUCAGCACCAAUAUAUUUUUUUAAAUGUUAAUGAAAGGCAUUCAAAUUUUUCCAUAUUUUCUUAGCACGUUGUGUGACUGAGGUAUCAAACCAAAUCUCCGUAACUGUGAGACAGAUCCAAAUAAUAGUUUUUUGAAAUUAUCAGAUUUUUUUUGGGAACUCUAAACAAACACACAUUUUGUUGUUUUUGUUUCGCCCAACUUUUCUCACAGUUUCUCUUCAAAGGAGUAUAAUUGCAGAAUGCUGUUUCAAUCAGUUGAUUUUUUUUUGUUCAUUUGCAAAACCUUGUGUUUAGUGAUGUCGCCCAUUUCAAGCUAAUUAGGUCACAGAGCCAAAGAAUCACGGCUGCAUAAAUGUGAAGGAAACUGCACCAGUUUGUUCUGCUCUCAGGUAGUAUCGUCGAUGACGGCGCUAUGAAGCUGCGAAGCUAACACAUCCCCUCGGCUGUGGUGACGUUCACUUAAACAUUCUGCACACAAAUUUUCAUGAAAGGGGUAAAAAGCUAGUGCGGCUGUAAUCAGUAUGCUGCUCUGCUCUGCUCUCCACACAAUGCGGCUGUGGUAAAUGAGUUGUCCUGACGUCCCUCAGUGGGUGUUGGGGUGUCUGUAUGGGAGGCUGAGUGUCUGGCGAGCCCAGAUGAAGGACACGUUCUCCUCUCACCUGGAAACAGGUGGCCUCACAGGGUGACUUCACCACAUGAUCAAUGACGCGGCUUCAACAGCUGACUGUGAGCCGUGAAAGGCCGUGUAACUUUGAUGAAUCUUCGGAGAGUGUUACAGAGUGAGCCACAGGAUCUCAUUUUACAAUAUAUUCAACACUGUGGCUGACAGGCUUCACUGGAGGAGCUUAACAAUCAGCAGGCAGAUCGAUGAAUGUUGUUGGGCCGGAGGAGACAUCAUUUUCUCUCAGACUGUCCAGUUUUGUGAU
Cynoglossus semilaevis (tongue sole) is the source of this 2677-nucleotide messenger RNA. RefSeq names its product phosphotriesterase related (gene pter). The record is from RefSeq and is a predicted model, not a curated record. The transcript is spliced from 5 exons. Gene Ontology annotation, biological process: catabolic process. Lineage: Eukaryota; Metazoa; Chordata; Actinopteri; Pleuronectiformes; Cynoglossidae. Gene Ontology annotation, molecular function: zinc ion binding. Bases 187 to 1236 code for a protein of 349 amino acids.